Theobroma cacao (cacao) is the source of this 1222-nucleotide messenger RNA. It is a transcript of the gene PPA4, whose product is annotated as pyrophosphorylase 4. Lineage: Eukaryota; Viridiplantae; Streptophyta; Magnoliopsida; Malvales; Malvaceae. Gene Ontology annotation, biological process: phosphate-containing compound metabolic process. The record is from RefSeq and is a predicted model, not a curated record. Gene Ontology annotation, cellular component: cytoplasm. Gene Ontology annotation, molecular function: magnesium ion binding; inorganic diphosphate phosphatase activity.
UUGCCUUUAAAUGGUAACGAGGAAAGAGAGCGGGAACACGUACAGCUUUCUUUGCUCCUUUUCUACUUAAGCGUCCUAUAGGGUUUCAUUCCUUCAUCUCAUUACUCUUCUUUUUCUCUCUUUACCUGUUCUCUUUUUUCUCUUUGUUUUUGAGAUCUGUGCGUUUUUUCCUUUAACUUCUUGAAAGCUUCAUUCUGGAAGAGCUUGAAACCGUUGCAGUGAUGGCUCCACCAAUUGAGACUCCAACCAAGCCCUCUGACUCUCACUACUCUUCACAUCCUCCUUUGAAUGAAAGGAUCCUUUCAUCAAUGACCAGGAGGUCUGUUGCUGCUCACCCAUGGCAUGAUCUUGAGAUUGGACCUGGAGCUCCGAUGGUUUUCAACUGUGUAAUUGAAAUUGGGAAAGGGAGCAAGGUGAAAUAUGAACUUGACAAGAAAACCGGUCUGAUCAAGGUUGAUCGUGUGCUUUACUCAUCAGUUGUUUAUCCUCACAACUAUGGUUUCAUCCCUCGUACCCUUUGUGAAGACAAUGAUCCCUUGGAUGUCCUGAUUAUUAUGCAGGAACCAGUUCAACCAGGAUGCUUUCUUCGGGCAAAAGCUAUAGGUCUGAUGCCUAUGAUUGAUCAGGGUGAGAAAGAUGACAAGAUUAUUGCUGUCUGUGCUGAUGAUCCUGAGUAUCGUCACUUCAAUGAUAUCAAGGAUCUUCCACCUCACCGUUUGGCUGAGAUUCGUCGCUUCUUUGAAGACUACAAGAAGAAUGAGAACAAGGAAGUUGCUGUUAACGACUUUCUGCCAGCCACUACUGCUUACGAAGCAAUCCAGCAUUCCAUGAAUCUGUACGCGGACUACAUUGUGGAGAGCUUAAGGCGGUAGUUGUUCAUCAUCAAAUCGUCUAAUCAUAGAAGACAUGAAUAUGUUACUGCUAUAUAUAUUAAGGUCCUUUUGCAUCUUUACAAGAAAUUCAACAUCCCCCUGUGCGUGCAGACCGCACCCUCCUCACACUGGCUUUUGCAAAACAGUAAAUGUGUGCUUAUCCCAUAUAGUAGACAUAAUUUCUAGGUGAAACGGUUGUUGGGUGUUUAUUACAAUUAUGCAAUGAUGAUGGCGAUAAUUUUGGAUAAUUCUCAAUGUAAUGACGGUGGCUAUAAAUUUUUUCAUUCGGUUGUCUCUUAAUAUUCUUUCGGUUGUAUAAUGCCAGUCACUUCUAUUUGCUGUUCCAUGUA